AUGAGCGCACUCACGUUUCCCCUAUCAGCAAACGGCCUGGGACUUGAUAUGUGGACGCUAUCGCCUGAUGCCAUUAACAAAGUUUUAUAUUACUUUUACUGGGAAGAGAUUCUCUACGCCGUGGGUCUGGCCAUUAGCAAGAUUUCCAUUCUUCUCUUCUACCUGCGAGUGUUCCCACAGCAGACAUUCCGGUACAUGGUCUUUGUCAUGAUUUCGCUCAACGCCAUGUACGCCAUUGGGUUCAGCCUGGCCGUCAUCCUCCAGUGCAGUCCCGUCGACGGCGCCUGGCGGAGCUGGGACGGCGAGUACAAGGCCAAGUGCUUCAACGUCAACUACCUCGGCUGGUCGGGUGCCGGGGCCAACAUCUUUUUCGACGUCACCACCUUGAUCCUGCCACUUCCCGUCCUGGCACAACUGACCAUGAGUACGCGCAAGAAGCUCCAGGUCUUUUCCAUGUUUGCGGUCGGCUUCUUUGUUACCCUCGUUAGUAUUCUGCGUCUACGAUCCAUGAUCGAGUUUGGCUCCACCACCAAUGUGACUCAGGACUACGUCGAAGUGGGCUACUGGUCCAUGAUUGAAAUCUCCAUUGGCAUUGUAUGCGCCUGUAUGCCGGCGUGCCGAGCCCUGCUGUCCAUGGUGCACCAAACCAUCUCGGGCAGCCUGGGAACCAAGGGCAGCGGCAGCGGCGGCAGCAACCGUACGCCGGCCUCGUAUCAGCGGGACGUCGAGGGCAACCUCAGUGGAGGCAACAAGACGAUUGGCAGCAGCGGCCGCAACAAUAAAAAGGUGCUGAGGCGGUACAGCAAGUUUGGCAACUCGACGGAAAUCACCCUCGACACGAGCAACGCCAACUGGAGCGACGUUGAGCUCGUCGCCGUGGAAAAGGCACCGUCGCCCCAGAGCACCGACGUUGAUCUGCUCGCCCCAACGACGCCGGGCGGAUCAGGAGGGCCCCCUUCGCCACACUUGAAGCGGUGGAGUGCCUUGAGUGGGAAUAUAAGGGAUUCCCUGGGUUGGAAAAAAUAA
Pestalotiopsis fici W106-1 is the source of this 1026-nucleotide messenger RNA. RefSeq lists its product as uncharacterized. NCBI's taxonomy places the organism in Eukaryota, Fungi, Ascomycota, Sordariomycetes, Amphisphaeriales, Sporocadaceae. The transcript has 4 exons. The coding region runs from base 1 to 1026 and encodes 341 amino acids. The record is from RefSeq and is a predicted model, not a curated record.